Elephantulus edwardii (Cape elephant shrew) is the source of this 891-nucleotide messenger RNA. Its product is annotated as POU domain, class 5, transcription factor 1-like. Gene Ontology annotation, biological process: regulation of transcription by RNA polymerase II. The transcript has 3 exons. The record is from RefSeq and is a predicted model, not a curated record. The coding region runs from base 1 to 891 and encodes 296 amino acids. NCBI's taxonomy places the organism in Eukaryota, Metazoa, Chordata, Mammalia, Macroscelidea, Macroscelididae. Gene Ontology annotation, molecular function: DNA-binding transcription factor activity, RNA polymerase II-specific; RNA polymerase II cis-regulatory region sequence-specific DNA binding.
AUGGCAAUAGGUUUUUAUAAAACUAUCCACAGAUUAAAUAAAAAUGAUGAGUCCAAUCUGUGUUCAGUGUUUGAAUUAUAUUCAUUGGUGUAUGAACCUUUAACUGUAUAUAAGCUCACAGAAGAAGGUUGGGCAAGGCCUGGGCCAGACUCAGGCUGGGCUGACCCCCGAGCCUGGAUGAGCUUCCAGGGUGCCUCAGGUGGGCCAGGAAUCGGACCAGGUGCUGAGUUCUGGGGCAUUCCUGCGUGCCCCUUGCCCUACGAUUUCUAUGGAGGCAUGGCAUACUGUGGACCUCAGGUUGGCUUGGGGCCUCUGUCUCAAGGUGGCCCUGAGACUCCGCGUCCGGAGAGUGAGGGAGGCACUGGAGUGGAGAGCAGCUCCGAGAGGGCCUCCCCGGAGUCCAAUGCUGCUCUGCCUUCUGCCAAAGUGGACAAGGAGAAGCCGAAUGAGGUCGAAGACAAGGACAUCAAAACUCGGCAGAAAGAUCUGGAGCAAUUUGCUAAACUCCUAAAGCAAAAGAGGAUCACCCUGGUAUAUACUCAAGCUGAUGUGGGGCUCACUCUGGGAGUUCUCUUUGGGAAGGUGUUUAGCCAAACCACCAUAUGUCGCUUCGAGGCUCUGCAGCUUAGUUUCAAGAACAUGUGUAAGCUGCAGCCCCUGCUACAGAAGAGGAAUGAGGAGGCAGACAACAAUGAAAACCUCCAGGAGAUACGCAAAACGGAGACCCUUCUGCAGCAGGCCCGAAAGAAAAAGCGAACAAGCAUUGAGACCCAAGUGAGAGACCCCAUUUUGGUGGUCCAGGCUAUGGAGGCCCUCACUUUACUACUCUGUACUCCCGGGUCCCUUUCCCUGAAGAGGAAGCCUUCCCCCCUCACCAGGUCUCUCCUGUGA